This is a messenger RNA of Notothenia coriiceps (black rockcod), 526 nucleotides long. RefSeq names its product rab11 family-interacting protein 1-like. The record is from RefSeq and is a predicted model, not a curated record. Gene Ontology annotation, biological process: regulated exocytosis. Gene Ontology annotation, molecular function: small GTPase binding. The annotation marks the transcript as partial. The transcript has a single exon. Gene Ontology annotation, cellular component: intracellular membrane-bounded organelle. NCBI's taxonomy places the organism in Eukaryota, Metazoa, Chordata, Actinopteri, Perciformes, Nototheniidae.
CUGGUUCAAGAUGGUGGACAAGAGUGGAAAAGAGGACAAGGCGCGAGGGGAGGUGCUGCUAGAUAUCCAAUUUAUGAGGAACAACAUGUCAGCCAGCAUGUUCGACCUUUCUAUGCAGGACAAACCGCGCUCUCGCAUCUCCAAGCUGAAGGACAAAGUCCGUGGGAAGAAGAAAGAUGGUUUCUCCGACUCUGCUUCAGCUAUUGUUCCCUCUGUCAGCAAUGUUCUCACAGACAGCGAGGGCGAGGCUGACGCACAGUCACUCAACCAGUCUCCUGGAGUUAAAAAGAAAUCAAGGCUCAAAACUCUUUUUGCUCCCAAAUCAAACUUGCAGAAAAACAUGUCACAGUCCAUGUCCACACUGGGGACUCUUCCAGAGAAGAAUUCAUCUCUCAGCAGCAGCCGCUCAUCCGGCCUCAAUGUGGACUCUCCUGAUGGUAACUUCAUCUUUCUAUACUCUGUGUUAUGGCGCAUUUCCACUACAGGGCCUCGCUCGGCCUCGCUCCGUAUGGCUAGGCAUCGUUAG